AUGUUUACUUACUCGCAGAUCCGACUCAAUAUCCUGGCAGUGGCCUUCUUAUCGCUCUUUACCUGGGCCCAGAGCAACGCUGCUGCAUCUGGCGCGCUGAUUGUUAGACAGGGAAAGGCUGGAAAGGGAGAAUACGCCACUAUCGCGGACGCUGUGGAUGCUUUGAAAGGCCUCACCGGCCCAAAAACUAUCUUUGUCUACCCUGGUACUUAUUCCGAGCAGCUUAGGUUAAAAUAUGCCUAUGGGUUGACUUUGCAAGGCUACACCACCAAUCCCACAUCCGCGACCAGCAAUCAGGUGAAUGUUAAGGUGGCUAUCAGUGCAGCACAGGCCGGUAGCAAUUCUAAAAGCGCGACGAUUUGGGCUCAAAGUGCUGGUAUCCGUAUCUUAAACUUGAACAUCAUCAACUCCUUUGGAUCAGGAACCGAUACUCAGGCACUUGCUCUAGCAUCCACGGGGAGCAAACAAGUUUUCAAAUAUUGUACUUUCAGUAGCUUUCAGGAUACCGUUGAGCUUGAGGGGCUCUCUUAUUUCGAAGGCUGCCGCAUAGAAGGUGGUGUUGAUUUUAUAUUUGGUCCCGGGUCUGCUUGGUUUACAUCCAGCAUCGUGGCUGUCAAGGCUGCGUCCAAGCCGGUGAUCACUGCGCAAAGGGCCAGUCCAGGAGGGAAGACUUCGAUUGUAAUCGACAAGUCCCAAGUCAUAUCUGCUGGUGCCCGAGCAGGGUCGACCUAUUUGGGCAGGCCAUGGUCCGAAUACGCCAGCGUAGUAUUCCAAUUCUGCACCCUGAGUGACAUCAUCAUCCCGGCGGGCUGGUCAUCAUGGAACCCUCCAAGCGAUCCACGUACUGCCCACGUGAGAUUUCAAGAAUACAAGAACGUCGGCCCUGGUGCAAGCUCAAAGCGUCAAAUAGGUACUCAGAGGUCCCCUCAGGUAGAAAUUGCCGAGGUUUUAGGACCUGAUUACGCUACCUGGGCCAAUUGA
Messenger RNA from Puccinia triticina, 981 nucleotides. RefSeq lists its product as uncharacterized. Lineage: Eukaryota; Fungi; Basidiomycota; Pucciniomycetes; Pucciniales; Pucciniaceae. Gene Ontology annotation, molecular function: pectinesterase activity. The transcript is spliced from 10 exons. Bases 1 to 981 code for a protein of 326 amino acids. Gene Ontology annotation, biological process: cell wall modification. The record is from RefSeq and is a predicted model, not a curated record.